This is a messenger RNA of Diabrotica balteata, 3123 nucleotides long. The record is from the annotation of a GenBank genome assembly. NCBI's taxonomy places the organism in Eukaryota, Metazoa, Arthropoda, Insecta, Coleoptera, Chrysomelidae.
UCCAAUUUAUCGCACUGAUGGACGAUUAUAUUGACAGUAUAAUGGACGUACUGCGCUAUAUAUAUUUCGAAUAGAAUCAUGAUUUUCAAAAUAAAUUUGCACAAUUUGGAAGCGUUGUUUAAGCGUCAGUUCAUUCAUGCUGAAGUGUCAAAACAAACCAAACAUUAAUCACUUGACAGCUGUCAAAAUGGCUCCCAGUUAUAAAAUCUUGAAUUAUUAACAUACAUUUCUAUACCUCCAAAAAAACACUCUCUACAAUAAAAUAGAAUUUAAAUGAAUUUGAAUGAAUCUAAUUUUCAAACGGUGUAAAACAGUUUUAUGAAUUUUUUUUUAAUUUUUAUGCUUUUGUUACAACUUUUUUUUAAAACAGUGCUCUCUGUGUUUAAAUUGUUUUCUUAACGAAAAUUGCCAUCAGAUCCAACACUAGCCAAGCGCAUUAUGAAAAACACCAUACGGGUACUUUCCUGUUAACACUGAAAAUUUAAUUGCACUUGCGUCUGGUAGGUCCCCCUCGACCCGCCACCUUGCGCUCCUCUUGUUGUGGCUUCUCGUUGUAUCAUUAAUUAUUAUAGUAGUUACUUCAAAGAAUCUACUUAUCUCCGAGAAACUUUAAGAGCACAUACUUCGCACCUAAGUUCAGUCAACCGGGGAAUCUAAAUAGUUGUGGUGGCGUUACGGUGUAAUAAUAUGCAAAAUUUGAAAAAUGGGGCAAUUUUACCAUCCUCUGCCGAAGCCAACGAACAUGGCUGUACUAGGAGCAAAAAGAGAAAGGUUAUAAUUGCUGUUUGUGUCAUCGGACUUGUUUUACUAGUAGCUGGACUCUUUUAUUUAGGAUUUUCAGUAAAAUUGGAAACCUGCACGAAUUCGUCAUGCGUUCACGCCGCCACCCAAAUCCUCAAACACAUCGACAUCAGAGCAGAUCCAUGCGAGGAUUUUUAUCGAUUUUCCUGCGGUAAUUUCCUGCAGAACACGCACUUGCUGGAUAAUCGAGAAUCCCGAUCGGGAUCUCGAUCAGUCGAGGAUAUCGCCCAGGACGAGAUCCAAUCCCAAAUAAGAGAAAUGCUGGAAAGGCCAAUACGGCGAGAGGAUCCCAAAUCCUUCAACACCGCCAAAAAGUUUUAUCGAGCUUGCAUGAACGAAACGGCCAUAGCCCGCCAAGGAUUAAAAAAGAUAAAAGAAAUUUUGGAAAUGAGCAGCGGCUGGCCCACCCUGCAAGGCUAUCAUUGGGACAACAAGAAGUUCGAUUGGAUGGAGUCGGUACAUAAACUUCGGCAGUUGGGAGUUAGCUCCGAUGUCUUUUUUCGGGUUACGGUGGAGAAAGACGAUCGAGGAGUUAAUUCCAGAUACGUUAUAGGCAUACAUGACAUACCAUACGCCGAACAAAAUGCAAACCUUGAAUCCAGAGCCCUACUAUUGGAAUAUAUGGUCGAAAUGGCUGUGAUUUUUGGGGCCAACAAGAACGUUGCAAUGGAGGAUGCUACGGAGACCAUACGAAUUCUUAAUGAGCUUGGAGAGAUUGAGAAAGAUUCUAAUUCGGAAAACAAAACUGAACCUCAAUUUGACAGAAGGGCAAUAUCAGAACUCCAGUAUAAGUACAAAGAUAUCAAGUGGCACCACUAUCUUAAUGGACUACUUACACCUGCCAUCAAUGUCAAUUAUGAUGAUGAAGUAAUCAUUUGGAAGCCUCGAUAUGUAGAUCUAAUGCAAAACUUUUUGGCUAUUACGUCAAAAAGGUCUUUAGCAAAUAUAAUAGCAUGGCACACAAUCCAGGAACUCAUACACUAUUUACCAAAAGAAUUGACACAAAAAACGCUAGAACUUAUAGAGAGGAUGAAUAGAAGACUUGUUAAUUUUAAAGUGCCAAGGUAUAAGACGUGUCUCGUUGAAACAGAGAAAAGUCUAGGUUCAGUUCUGGCCGCUGCCUACAUUCAGAAUUUCUUCUCGGAAGACCGAAGAUUCAAAGCAAUGGAGAUGAUCGCGAAUAUAAAAGAACAGGCUGAAGAAACCAUUACUAGAUCAGAAUGGAUGGAUGGAAUAACCAAACAUUUGGUUAUUCAAUCGCUGCACAGCAGUGUAGAGAGACUGCCAUCUACUGGAGACUUACUUAAUCUUUUAGAGGAAAAUAAGUCGCUCUAUUCACAGAUCAGAAUUAAUGAAAGUGAAUACCUCGAAGCAGUUUUAAAUUUACGUCUUGUUCAAUUAUACAAAGAACAAAGCAAAUUAAGAACUACGUACGAAGAAGAACCGUAUAAGGACCUGUAUAUUGUAUCUGGGUUAAAAAUAUAUUAUUCGCCGAAAGAAAACAUGAUGACUUUCCCAGUCGGCAUAUUCGGUGGUGUCUAUUACCAAAACGACCGACCGGAGUACAUGAACUACGGCAUUCUGGGCUCUAUAAUUGCCCACGAAGUAUCCCAUAUAUUCAUGAGGGCCGCACGCGGAGAUCAAGCCCCCAGGGAGUUAAGGAGUUGGUGGUCGCCCAACAGCCUCGCGAAUUACGAUCAGAAACUACAAUGUAUAUCCAAUCAGUACAGCAACUUCAGGCUUUCCGAAUUAAGACAGAGACACCUAAAUCCGGCGAAAACCCUCGACGAGGACAUGGCAGAUUUAGCGGGGAUGAAAAUUUCUUACGACACUUACAUCAAUUGGAGUCAGAAGAACGGGGCGCAGCCCCUGCUGCCCGGAUUACAGUACUCCCCUAACCAAUUGUUCUGGAUAUCGGCCGCCAUACGUCACUGCUCCAAAUAUUCGCAAGAGGGGUUGGAGCGCUACAUCGCCAAUUAUAGGUUAUCUCCUCAACAAUUUCGUGUGAACGGACCACUUCAAAAUCUAAACGAAUUUGCCUUUGACUUCGGAUGUCCCGUGGGAUCAAAAAUGAAUCCAGAAAAUAAAUGUAAUGUUUGGUGAUUGAUUUAAGUAUUCUAGAUCUAGUCAAUGUUUUUUUAUAAAUCAGUAUACACGCCUAAUUUAUUUAUUUUUUUUUUUUAGUUUUUGUAUAUUAAUAUUAAUGUUUGUGUAGGAUCUGUUGUUUAUCUGUAUAGUAAAUGUAAUAUUAAUAUUUUUGUAGCUGAGUAUUUCUUGUAUGUUACAGAUGUAUAUAUUUUUGUUAAUAAAAGAUUAAGAUUU